Molecule: messenger RNA, 3182 nt
Organism: Anopheles funestus (African malaria mosquito)
Lineage: Eukaryota; Metazoa; Arthropoda; Insecta; Diptera; Culicidae
Gene: Cpr
Product: NADPH--cytochrome P450 reductase
Exons: 8
Coding region: 310-2349 (679 amino acids)
Biological process (GO): response to hormone
Cellular component (GO): cytosol
Molecular function (GO): FMN binding; NADPH-hemoprotein reductase activity; flavin adenine dinucleotide binding
Source: RefSeq, a predicted model, not a curated record
UCUCCAGCCGAACGGUGCCGAAUGUGACGCGACGCAGCCCGCUGGUUAGUACGGUUCGAGUGUUCAACGAUAUCGGCCACCACAUCGCGGAGCGGACGGUAAUCGAAACGGAAAAAAGUACGCCAACAGUAGCAGCAGCAACAGCGCGCGUGUGCACACACAAACACACGCACGGGGCUCGUGAGUGUGUGAGACCGUGAUCGAGAAGGUGGCCGUCUUGUUGGAGAGUGACCAGCGGAAAGACAGCAUUUGCUAUCCUUUGUGUGCUUAGACGUGGAUUAGGCUAGAACGAGUUUGUUACAGACACAAAUGGACGCCCAGGCAGAAACCGAAAUGCCCACGGGAAACGUGAGCGACGAACCGUUUCUCGGCCCGUUGGACAUCAUCCUGCUCGUCAGUCUGCUGGCCGGUACCGCCUGGUAUCUGCUUAAGGGCAAGAAAAAAGAAAACCAAGCUAGUCAGUUCAAAUCCUACUCGAUCCAACCGACCACGGUAAACACGAUGACAAUGGUGGAGAAUUCGUUCAUCAAGAAGCUGCAAUCCUCUGGUCGUCGUUUGGUGGUGUUCUACGGUUCUCAAACAGGCACGGCAGAGGAAUUUGCCGGUCGUCUGGCAAAGGAAGGAAUCCGCUACCAGAUGAAGGGCAUGGUAGCCGAUCCGGAGGAGUGCAAUAUGGAAGAACUACUGAUGUUGAAAGACAUCGACAAAUCGUUGGCUGUGUUUUGCUUAGCAACGUACGGUGAGGGCGAUCCGACGGACAACUGUAUGGAGUUUUACGACUGGAUUCAAAAUAACGAUCUGGAUAUGACCGGUUUAAAUUAUGCGGUGUUUGGCCUGGGCAAUAAAACGUACGAGCAUUACAACAAGGUCGGCAUCUAUGUUGACAAGCGGUUAGAGGAACUCGGAGCAAACCGAGUGUUUGAGCUAGGAUUAGGCGACGAUGAUGCGAACAUUGAGGAUUACUUCAUUACGUGGAAGGAAAAGUUUUGGCCAACGGUGUGCGAUUUCUUCGGCAUUGAAAGUACGGGCGAGGAUGUGUUGAUGCGACAGUAUCGUCUGUUGGAGCAACCGGAUGUCGGUGCGGACCGUAUAUACACCGGUGAGGUGGCCCGGCUACACUCACUGCAGACGCAGCGCCCACCGUUCGAUGCCAAGAACCCGUUCCUAGCCCCCAUCAAGGUAAACCGGGAGCUGCACAAGGCCGGGGACCGUUCCUGCAUGCACGUCGAGUUCGAUAUCGAGGGCUCGAAGAUGCGGUACGAGGCCGGUGAUCAUUUGGCCAUGUACCCGGUGAACGAUCGGGAUCUGGUCGAGCGGCUCGGCAAGCUGUGCAACGCGGAUCUGGAAACGAUAUUCUCGCUGAUCAACACCGACACGGACAGCAGCAAAAAGCAUCCAUUCCCCUGCCCGACCACCUACCGGACGGCUUUGACGCACUACCUCGAGAUAACGGCGCUACCCCGGACGCACAUCCUGAAGGAGCUGGCCGAGUACUGCACGGAGGAGAAGGACAAAGAGUUCCUGCGGUUCAUCUCGUCUACCGCGCCGGAAGGAAAGGCAAAGUACCAGGAGUGGAUACAGGACAGCAGCCGCAACGUGGUGCACGUGCUGGAGGAUAUCCCGUCCUGCCAUCCACCGAUCGAUCACGUGUGUGAACUGUUACCGCGUCUGCAGCCGCGCUACUAUUCCAUCUCCUCCUCGUCCAAGCUCCACCCGACGACGGUACACGUGACGGCGGUGCUGGUGAAGUACGAGACGAAAACGGGCCGAUUGAACAAGGGUGUCGCUACGACGUUCCUUGCUGAAAAGCACCCGAACGAUGGGGAACCGUUGCCGCGCGUACCUAUCUUCAUUCGCAAGAGCCAGUUCCGUUUGCCACCGAAACCGGAAACGCCCGUAAUCAUGGUCGGUCCUGGUACCGGGCUGGCACCGUUCCGUGGCUUCAUACAGGAGCGCGACUUCUCCAAGCAGGAGGGCAAGGAAAUAGGGCAGACGACGCUAUACUUUGGCUGCCGAAAGCGUACAGAGGACUACAUAUACGAAGACGAACUGGAGGAUUAUUCCAAACGUGGCAUCGUUAACCUGCGCGUUGCCUUUUCGCGUGAUCAAGAGAAGAAGGUGUACGUGACGCAUCUGCUCGAGCAAGAUAGCGACCUGAUAUGGAACGUUAUCGGCGAGAAUAAGGGACACUUUUACAUCUGCGGUGAUGCGAAAAAUAUGGCCACCGAUGUGCGAAACAUUCUGCUUAAAGUCAUACGCUCAAAAGGUGGUUUAAGUGAAACGGAAGCACAGCAGUACAUAAAAAAGAUGGAAGCCCAAAAACGAUACUCGGCGGAUGUGUGGAGCUAAUCGUCGUGCCUGCCACCCUAUUUACCACCUAACACUCUACCAGUGCGCAAACACACACAUUUAAAAAGAACACACACACGGUCACAAAACGCCUUCACAUUAGCUAGCGGGUGGGUAAUGUUUUCCGACGUCAGGAUCAAGCACUUGUUUGUAAGUCUGUAUUUUGUUGAUGUUGCUGUUGUUUCGUGCAGCAUAACAGUGUUAAGGUUGCAGUUUCUUAUUUUCGUACCGUGUAGAAAGAUCUUAGCAGUAGCACAAUGUUUCUUCUUUUUUUCCGGGGAGGGUUACCUUUCAUUUUAAUGUCGACGUUAAUGGUCCUACGCACGCAUGCACACGCGUGCAAUCACGCGAACGCCUGGUUGGCGUUGUGAUAGUUUCUACCUUUUUUUUUUUUAAUGUUCUUUAAAUUAAAUCUUGAGUUGUACUUGUCUGUCUAUCUUCGAGGGAUGCUUUCAUGGGAAGGGUUAACCAUUCCCAAAGGUGAUCGUGGAAGGGAGUAACGGGCACGUAACCAUUGCUGGGUGCGGAAUGUUCCAUCCCGUAAUGCAACCAGCUGCUAUAAUUCACACAUUACUUUACCUUCGGUCGCCUUGUAUUUUAUUUCUGAUGACGGUUUGCAAAUCGUUCGAGCACGCGAUUCUCGAUAAGAAAAGUACAUGUGUAAUAAUAGCAUGUUUGUAAUAGGGGGAAACAGAUAUAAUUUUUUUUUAUAUUCAUAUACAAACAUAAAAUCUACAGUACAGAUCGAGAAAAAGAACAAAAUGUGUCGGCUCCCGUGCAGGGGAAGUGGGAAUUCUAGCGAUGGAAUGUAAUAAAAUUAUCUAAAACUUGUA